AUGGACAGCAGCCAGGACAACAACCAGGAUACGGACAAUAUCAGUCAGGAGCUGCCUAUCCGCCGGCCGGUCCACCUCACCGUGCUCCUCAUGUUCAGUUACUCGCAACCUCCGAGUCAACCUCCUGCGCAGCCCUAUGCACCACCACAGAGCCACUAUCAAGGAUACCAGCCUCAGCAUGCGGCCACUAACACCAAUCAACAGGCUUAUGGACAGAAUCCAGCGUGGUCACAGCAGCAGGGGCAAGCAUCCUAUCAGUCAAACCAAUACAGCUCAAUCAACGGAUUACCCAACGAUAGUCACUCCACGCCGGAUCCUCACGCUACACCAACUCAGGCGACUGUUCAUCUCACUACAUCUCGUCCCCUUCCACCGUCUAAUCAGUCCACUAGUGCUUUGAGUGAGGGGAGUUCAGGCGAAAAGCCGCAACUGUUCCUUGCCUGGGACGACUGGGAUUUCGAUUUUGAUGGUGCUAUCUGGCCCAAAAGCAAUGAACCUGUCGAUCCGGCCCUAAGUCUCGGGGUUAUCAUCUGGCAUCCCGCAAAGCAGGUAACACGUGCAUUACCAUCAACCUUCGCCGAGGCCGAAGAAGACGCACUGAAACCCACGCCGGAGAAACUGGACAACGGAGAUUCAGUGUCGAUGUACUUUACAGCCGACAACUCGCAUGAGGCUUUCUUGAAUGUUAGGCAGACAGACGAAUGGGAGACACUUCAGGAUGAUCCAGUCUUCGUCGUAUUCACAGACGAAGACAUGAAAUCCAAUCUCGUCUCGCUAGAGGAUUGUAUUGCUCAACGAGAUCGACCGGACGAAUUGUACGAGGAAGUACAGCAGGAUGAGGAUCUGGAGAUGCGCGAUGCGACGUGGGACAUUAUGGAUAACCUUGAGCAAGCACUCGCUACAAACAGUGGUUCCACCAAACCUGCCACUACGGAGUCUGAGACAGCACCUCCUCAACAGCUAAGCCAAGAAGACAUCCUGGCUAAACUGGGCGUGACCGGGACUCCGAAGCCACCAUCAGAUGAGCAGAUUUCACUACCAUUAUCUGCCUCCGAUGCGAAGAUCCCAUCGGCACUUCCUGGUAAGCCAUCAUUACCUUCUGCCUUCACAAAGACUGCAGAGCCUGCUCUUCCACCUCAACGAGCGCAAUCGUAUGGAGGCCAUCGCAACAAUACACAUGGACCUCCGCUGCCUCGGCCGUACGGCUCCAUGUCGUCUUCCACCACCUCUAGGCCCCCACCCCCACCUCCACCCCCAGAACAACAACGCUACGAUCCUUGGAAUGCGCCUCAGCGUAGUGGCCAUGGUCUCGAUGGCUCCAGGGGCAGUCCGGCGCUCUCUGAAGGAAGCAACCACACCAUGGCUGGCUCUGAUUUCGAGCCCGAAAACCCCAGCAACGAGAUACGACAGGAUGUGCCAAGUGCAACCUCACUCGACCGAGGCGAUAGCUCUUUCUCUCGGAAGAGGAGCUAUGAGGAUGCGGACCACGAGCAUGAGCGCUUGCGGCAGCAAGAAGACUACAGCAAACGAAAGCGGCGCUCUCAAGUUGAUGCUGCGUACAGGUAA
This is a messenger RNA of Alternaria ethzedia, 1566 nucleotides long. RefSeq lists its product as uncharacterized. The record is from RefSeq and is a predicted model, not a curated record. The transcript is spliced from 2 exons. NCBI's taxonomy places the organism in Eukaryota, Fungi, Ascomycota, Dothideomycetes, Pleosporales, Pleosporaceae. Bases 1 to 1566 code for a protein of 521 amino acids.